AUGGAAGACCAAAUGGAAGUCGACUUCCCACCUGGCACUGUUCGUCUCGAAAGAUUGCUUGAUAGGAAGCAUGGCGAGAUCAUCCUUCAUCCGAUCCCAAGCAGUGAUCCCAACGAUCCGUUAAACUGGUCGCAAUGGUACAAAGCACUCCACUACGGCCUGGUGUCCUUCUACGUCCUUAUCGUCUUCAUCAACGUCGACAUCGGGUCGGUGAUAUGGGGAGAUCUCAAUACAGAUCUGGGAAUCUCCUUCGCCUCAAUGUCGGCUUCUUUUGGUGUAAAUUGUGCUGGACUGGCACUGGGCUGCGUACUCUUCAUCCCCUUUGCCUUGAAGUUCGGACGCCGAUCGAUAUACCUCGUCUCCAUUGCUGUCAGCAUGGCGACGGCUAUCUGGCAAGGAAGGUUGCAAACCACUGGCGAUCUCAUCGGAGCAAACUUUGUGGCCGGACUGGCUGGAUCGAUUGCGGAAGCCAUCUGCCAGAUGACAAUUGCGGAUGUGUUCUUCGUCCACCAACGGGCGACCUGCAACGGUAUAUACCUGCUCAUGACGACCACCGGAUCCUUCUUAGCGCCAGUCGCUGCCGGAUACUCAGCGCAGAGCCAGGGCUUCAGAUGGAUUUGGUGGUGGACGACCAUCCUGUGUGGAAUCUGUCUCCUCGCCUUCGUAUUCCUAUAUGAGGACUCGAAGUACAGUCCGAUCGACGUCGGACAGGCACCGGCAGCGACCGAAGAGCGAGUGAACAGCAUCUCAGCCAACGAUGGCAAGAUCAGUGAUGACAAAAUGGCCCAGCUGGGUAUCAGCACGACAUCAACUUCAAGACACUUCGACAGUGCCAUCAAGCGGAAGACUUACCUCCAACGCCUUGCGCUCUUCCAACCGGGUGCCUUCGACGGAGACUGGCGACUGGUCCUACGCCACACGUACCAACCAUUUUACAUCCUCUUCACCUUUCCUGCGAUCGCUUUUACAGCAUUGAUGUACGGUUCAGUCCUCGCCUGGUUCAGCGUCAUCGUCAACGUGUACUCCACAUAUUACACAUACCCUCCUUACAACUUCGGCUCCGUCGGCAUCGGUCUCAUGAACCUCCCACCCUUCAUCGGAUCCGUGCUCGGGUCGCUAUACGGCGGUCUGUUCAACGAUUGGCUUACCGUCCGCCUCGCACGACGUAACAACGGCAUCUUCGAACCGGAAAUGGUCCUUUGGGUCGCUGUCCCUGCAGUCUUUACUCUUCCGGCGUCGCUUCUCCUCUUUGGCUUGCCCACAGCGUACGGCAUGCCUUGGAUAGUAGCCUGUAUUGGGUCCGCGAUGUUCGGCUUCUCCAUGACCGCGCUCUGGGACGCUGCGCUCACAUAUGCAAUGGACUGUUAUGCGGAUAUAAUCGGCGACGCCAUGAUCAGCGUCUGCUUCGUUCGGAACGUCUGCGCCACUAUCGUAGCAGUAUGCUUCUCGUACUGGGUCGAGGGCAUGGGCUUGGUGGGCUUGCACGUCCUCUCUGCUGUUCUCGCUUUUGUGACAGCGGCGACCACCUUCCCGAUGAUUGUUUGGGGUAAGGCAGCUCGACGCUGGACCGAGAAGAGGCUGGUGAAGAUGACUGCCAGGCAGUUUGGAGGCCGGGGAUGA
This is a messenger RNA of Saxophila tyrrhenica, 1620 nucleotides long. RefSeq lists its product as uncharacterized. The coding region runs from base 1 to 1620 and encodes 539 amino acids. Gene Ontology annotation, biological process: transmembrane transport. The record is from RefSeq and is a predicted model, not a curated record. The transcript is spliced from 4 exons. Lineage: Eukaryota; Fungi; Ascomycota; Dothideomycetes; Mycosphaerellales; Extremaceae. Gene Ontology annotation, molecular function: transmembrane transporter activity. Gene Ontology annotation, cellular component: plasma membrane.